Messenger RNA from Diospyros lotus (date-plum), 958 nucleotides. Its product is annotated as cytochrome c-like. The coding region runs from base 174 to 512 and encodes 112 amino acids. The transcript is spliced from 3 exons. NCBI's taxonomy places the organism in Eukaryota, Viridiplantae, Streptophyta, Magnoliopsida, Ericales, Ebenaceae. The record is from RefSeq and is a predicted model, not a curated record. Gene Ontology annotation, cellular component: mitochondrial intermembrane space. Gene Ontology annotation, biological process: mitochondrial electron transport, ubiquinol to cytochrome c; mitochondrial electron transport, cytochrome c to oxygen. Gene Ontology annotation, molecular function: electron transfer activity; heme binding.
ACGGAGAGGGAGAGGUCUCCGAAAAGAGCAUAAAGCUUCGUUGAAAGUUCGUGCAGCCUUUUUACCUUUUUGGUUUUCUCUCGUCUUCUUCUUCUUCAUCCAUCGAGAGUGUGGUGGAACCCUAGAUCGGGAACGUUCGCAGCUCAGCUUGUUUGUCUCGCCAGGCGUAGGUGAUGGCCACAUUCGAGCAAGCUCCGCCCGGCGAUACCAAAUCGGGAGAGAAGAUCUUCAAGAUGAAGUGCGCGCAGUGCCACACCGUCGAAAAAGGUGCUGGCCACAAACAAGGACCAAAUUUGAAUGGCCUUUUUGGAAGGCAGUCUGGCACCACUCCUGGGUACUCAUACUCUACUGCAAACAAGAACAUGGCUGUUAUCUGGGGGGAAAAUGCAUUAUAUGACUACUUGCUUAAUCCAAAAAAGUACAUUCCUGGGACAAAGAUGGUUUUCCCGGGAUUGAAGAAGCCGCAGGAGCGGGCGGACCUCAUAGCAUAUCUGAAGGAAGCAACUUCCUGAUUCGUUUUUUGGGUGUCAUACAGAUACAGGCAUGCAUGCUAUUUUUUUCGGAAGAGUUUGGUCAAUCCAAUAUCCAUCCGAUGGAAUUCUUUUUUUUUUUUUGGGCUGAAACUAUAGCUUACCAGUACCACAUAAAUUUGUUCAAAUAAAGAGACCAUGUAUUGUGGUCCCCGGUUCUUCCCCAGAAAGCUGAACCCCCCCAUAUUGAGAGAGUGUUAAUUCUCCAUGGAAAUGGAGCCCCGCUGAUUACAGCCUAAUUUAUAUUCAUCGUUGAUAAAAAGGUGUUGAAAUGAAAAGGACACCAUAUGCCAUUUUUUAGUCUGAUUGCAGGAUCACUUCAUCCUCUUCAUCCUAAUGCCAAGUUGGUGGCAUCACCAAACUGUAUUUAUUUGUUGUUAUGAGAUAAGAUGAUACAUACAGGGGAGACGCCCUAGUUAUUCGCUCCA